AUGGGAUUCUUAACUACUUCCUGCAGUAGCCUUCAGUAUUCACGGUGCACUGAUAAACUGCUGCAGAGACUUUGUGCAGAUCAAAACAACCAGGAAACUGUUGCUGUUGCUGCUUCUCACUUAGCGACGGUCGUGUGGGAGUUUGGUGAGCAGCGUGUCAGAGAGCGUGGGGGGCAUGCCCUGCUGCUGCUGCUCACUUCCUGCUUCAGAAACAGCAGAGCUGCAGUUGACUUUGUGUUCUUGUGUUGUUGUCAGGAGGAGAACGUGGACGUGAAGGCUCUGAGGGCCAGGUUCACCAGCAGGGCGGGCCCCUCAGACUCCAGCAGCAGAGACAGCGGCUCCCCCAAGUCUCCUCGGACCCUCGGGAUCGGGAAGCUGAUCGUGCCAAUCACAGAGAACAACCUGGCGCAACACAGACUGUCUCCAACCGUCCCCCCUCCUCUCACGGCCAGCCCCGGCCUGGGGAGGCUCCCGAGGCCGGACCCGAUGGCGGCCCCGGGCCCCAAACCUUAUCCCGGACUGACGGCCCCCAGACCUUUUCCCGAACUCAGAUAUCCGGCACCAGACACCAGCAAGGUGAAGCAGAAGGGGGAGAUGCUGCAGAACAUGAUGCUGAAAAACCAGAGGCCUCCAGGCUCCAGACCCGGUCCAGGUCCGGGUCCAGGUCCAGGUCCAGGUCCGGGUCCGGCCCCUGCACCAGCUCCCACCUCCACCUCCACCCCACCGCUCCGACAGCAGGCCCGACAGCGGAGCGCCGGGGACGUGGUGGUCCCGCUGAGGAGGCCGCUGCCCCCUGAAGGAUUCGCGCCUCUGAAACCCAAACGGCCCCCCAAUGUCAACCUGGAGCCCUACCGGAGGUCCAGCAGAGCCCCGCCCCUUCCUGGCCUGAGGAAGAGCGAAGGUUCCCCGGGUUCAGCAGGCAGAAAGAUGCCUUUACCUGCAGUCAUCAGUCCUCCAAAACCGCCACAGAGAUCCAACAAACCCCGGCUGCCUCACCAAUUAGCAUCUGUGGACAUUUCUGAUGAUAAUCAGGAUUUCUAUGACGACAUUGGAAGCUUCGAGAAGAACGAGUCCUGGAGCGACAACAGUUCACAGUGUGUCGACGGGGAAGAUGAUGAUGUAUAUGAGUUUAUUGACGAGGACCAGGUGGAGACGAAUAGGUUAAAUGCUGAGAAGAACAACAAAAAAGAAUUAAAGAGACAACAGGCACAGGACAAGAAGGAUCAGAUGGAGCGUCAGAAAAAAGCAAACGAGCUGAAGAAGAACUUUCAGUUGCAAGGUGAAGUGGAGGUUCUUCAUACAGCCAGAGUCCGGUGCGACUGGCAUGGAGGAGGCAAACUGGACCUCAGCGUACGUGAAGGAGAGAGCGUGGAGAUCCUCCGAGUGAAGAACAACCCAGGAGGCAAAUGGCUGGCUCGCUCUCUCAACGGAAACUAUGGAUACAUCAAUAACGCAUGUGUGGAUGUUGACUAUGAAGCAGUAAAGCGCAAAUUGCUCCAGUCCAGAAAAACAAACACAUCACCGUUGCCUCCGCCACCUCCAGACCCCCCACAGAUGUUUAAAGUGGAGUCCAACGGCAGCGACAGCAUGCUGCAAGAUGAUGAUGACUAUGAUGACGUUCAACCAUUGACUGAGGAUUUCCCCCCGCCGCCGCCUGAAAUCAGUCUCGAUCCAAAAGUGGAGAAGGAGCUUAAAAAAAAGUUUAAGUAUGAAGGGCCUCUCAGGGUGCUGCACACCAUGAUGGUGGAUCCUAACUGCCUGAUAAAGAAGCCAGGAGGGAAAGAUCUGCACGUGACUCAAGGAGAAGUUGUGGACAUCAUCCAGCUCACCAACAACAAGAAAGCUCUGUGUUGCAACCGGUUUGGAAAAUAUGGUUAUGUGUCCAGAUCUCUUCUUCUUCCAAUGGAAGGAGAUAUCUACGAUGACGUUGACUAUCCUGGCGAUGUCUACGACAACGACUCUUGACACUCUGAUUAUUAAAACAUGUCAAACUAAACAUGAACUCACACAGUGAGAGAGACAAAACAAACAAAC
This is a messenger RNA of Centropristis striata (black sea bass), 2034 nucleotides long. RefSeq names its product FYN-binding protein 1. Gene Ontology annotation, biological process: T cell receptor signaling pathway; protein localization to plasma membrane; integrin-mediated signaling pathway. The transcript has 16 exons. The coding region runs from base 1 to 1965 and encodes 654 amino acids. NCBI's taxonomy places the organism in Eukaryota, Metazoa, Chordata, Actinopteri, Perciformes, Serranidae. The record is from RefSeq and is a predicted model, not a curated record. Gene Ontology annotation, molecular function: protein binding. Gene Ontology annotation, cellular component: plasma membrane.